UAAGUCACCGACCGAAGUAGAAAAAAAAAAAAAAAUACGACCGCACGUUCUCGAGGGUUCCUCUCGUUCCUGUUCUUCCGAUCGACGACCUCAUGGAGACUUUGGAUGAGGAGGUGGAGGAGUACAACUGGAGGGAGGUGGUGCUGCCGUCGCUGAUCCCCAUCGUGCAGGACCCCGCGGAGCUAGACCGCGAGACCGGCGAGCGGCGGCGCGGCCGGGACAUCCUCGUCGCCGUCGACCACGGCCCCAACAGCCGCCACGCCCUCCACUGGGCCCUCGCCCACCUCUGCCGCCUCGCCGACACCCUCCACCUCGUCCACGCCGUCCCCAGCACGAACAACGAGCUGCUGUACGAGACCACUCAGCAGCUGAUGGAGACGCUCGCCGUCGAGGCCUUCAAAGUAGCUCUGGUGAGAUCGGAGGCUCGUAUAGUGGAAGGUGACGCCGGGAAGGUGAUUUGCCGGGAAGCAGAGAGAAUCAAGCCGGCGGCCGUCGUCAUGGGAACCCGUGGCCGGGGUGUCGUCCAACGCGUGCUGCAGGGAAGCGUCAGUGAAUACUGUUUCCGCCACUGUAAAGCAGCUCCAGUCAUCAUCGUUCCCGGGAAAGAGGCUGGUGAUCAAUCUGUGAUCUAAUGGCGAGAACAACGUAGCAAAUUCGCCUACAUUUCCUGAUAAACUCUGAUUUGUAUUGCUGUAUUUUUGCUUCUUCGUUGAACUCAAACUUCGCUGUCUAAUUGUAUCACAAGUGAUAAAUGGAUGAUAUGUAGGAAGAAACUCAUUAAGAUAAGGAUUAGAACA
Molecule: messenger RNA, 797 nt
Organism: Zingiber officinale
Lineage: Eukaryota; Viridiplantae; Streptophyta; Magnoliopsida; Zingiberales; Zingiberaceae
Product: universal stress protein PHOS34-like
Exons: 5
Coding region: 93-632 (179 amino acids)
Source: RefSeq, a predicted model, not a curated record